AUGUAUGCUAACCAAAGAUUAUCAAUGUUUCAAAGUCAUAUUGAUCAUAAACAAAAACGAACAAUUCCAUCAUUUCCCUUCCUGUCAAUAGAAGAACAAGAAAACUAUGAAUUAUCAAAGUCAUUACAACAGGCUACACCAUUGAAGAGCGCCAAUAUGACAAUUUUACCAUCUCCAUCACCACUGGCAUCCACAUCCUCAUUGCCGUUAAUGGGCUCAUGUGUGAUUGGUUCGAAUGGCUCUACAAAAGCUGUACACCAACAAGACCAACAACAAGAACAACAACGACCAACUCCCCCACAACUGCCUCACUUGAUAUCUAAUCUUCCGAUUACUCCAAUUACUUCAAGUUCAUCAACACCUGAACUCGAUGUAGUGGAAACUAAAUUAGUUUUAAAUGAUGUGCUAAAGGAAUUCAACAAUGGUAAAAUAUUAUGUCUCAGUAAAGAUGACGAUGAUGGUGAAGACAAUGAAAAAAUAGACAUUGAAAAUGAAUCAGUCAUUUAUGAUACUAUAAAUGAAAUAUCUGAAGAUAAGUUCACUACUAAAUAUGAUGCCAUUAUAUUGAAUAGAUUAGGACAAGAAUCAAGUUAUGAAAUCAGUAAUUAUUUAAAAAAAUUACAUAAUGAUAUCGUGGUUAUAAUAAGAGAUGAAUUUGAAUUUGAUAAUGAGAAUAACCACAACAACAACAAUAAUGAAAAGUUGGAUUUUGAUCUUUAUGUUGAUUUGGAAAACUCGGUUAUUGUGGAUAUUACAAAACGCAAAUAG
Messenger RNA from Candida albicans SC5314, 768 nucleotides. RefSeq lists its product as uncharacterized. The record is from RefSeq and is a predicted model, not a curated record. The transcript has a single exon. The coding region runs from base 1 to 768 and encodes 255 amino acids. Lineage: Eukaryota; Fungi; Ascomycota; Pichiomycetes; Serinales; Debaryomycetaceae.